This is a messenger RNA of Mangifera indica (mango), 1889 nucleotides long. Its product is annotated as cyclic dof factor 3-like. Bases 130 to 1536 code for a protein of 468 amino acids. The record is from RefSeq and is a predicted model, not a curated record. The transcript is spliced from 2 exons. Gene Ontology annotation, molecular function: DNA binding; DNA-binding transcription factor activity. Lineage: Eukaryota; Viridiplantae; Streptophyta; Magnoliopsida; Sapindales; Anacardiaceae. Gene Ontology annotation, biological process: regulation of DNA-templated transcription.
UUUUAACGAAUCAAAAACGCAAACGACACACUACGUUUUGUGCCAACGAAGAUCAAACAAACAAAACGAGCUGCGAAUUUUCUCGCGCGUGUUUUUUUUUUUUCUUCCCUCUGUUUGGUCGCCAAGAAAAUGCAGGAAAGUAGUAAAGACCCUGCCAUCAAACUCUUUGGAAAGAAAAUUCCUCUGCCUGCAGACGGUGAGAUUCCGCCCAUCCUCUCUGAGGACUUGUCCUCUCCGGUGACGAAGGAAGUGGUUUCCAACGAAGGAGAAACAGAGGAGGAUUCUUCAGACGGGAAAGCCGAUGAGAUUCCACCUGCAAGAGAAUAUGAGUCAACAGAUCUGGAAAUAUUACCGGAUAGUGAUGUGAACCCCAAAACACCUUCCAUAGAUGAAGAAACUGCAAAAUCAAGGUCUUUCAAGACUGAGAAGGUUCAGGAUGAUGCUUUGAAUUCACAAGAGAAGACCCUCAAGAAGCCGGAUAAAAUACUUCCAUGCCCUCGGUGUAAUAGUAUGGACACCAAAUUCUGCUAUUUCAACAAUUACAAUGUUAACCAACCUCGCCAUUUCUGCAAAGCUUGCCAAAGAUAUUGGACUGCAGGUGGUACCAUGAGGAACGUGCCAGUGGGAGCUGGUCGUCGCAAGAACAAGAAUGCAGUCUCGCAGUAUCGUCACAUCACCAUUUCUGAAGCUCUUCACGCAGCUUGUAUUGACGCUCCAAAUGGAAUACACCACCCUAAUUUCAAAAGCAAUGGCAGAGUCCUCAGCUUUGGCAUAGAUGCUCCAAUUUGUGAUUCCAUGGCUUCUGUAUUAAAUCUUGCAGAGAAAAAGGUAUUGAAUGGUACACGAAAUGGUGUUCAUACUUUGGAAGAACAAGAAAUUCCAGUUCCUCACAAAGGUGGCGAAAAUGGUGAUGAUUGCUCGAGUGGUUCCUCCAUCACUGUCUCAAAACCAGCGGUGGAAGGAGUCAGAAAUUGUGUGCAAGAACCCUUAAUGCAGAAUAUUAAUGGCUUCCCUUCACCCAUUCCAUGUAUCGCUGGUGUUCCUUGGCCUUAUCCAUGGAAUGCUGCAGUACCUCCACCUGCCUUCUGUACCUCAGGGUACCCUAUGUCAUUUUAUCCAGCACCAUUUUGGAACUGUGGGAUUCCAGGCACUUGGAACAUUCCAUGGUUAUCACCCCAAUCUUCUCCAAACCAGAAAUUUCCAAGCUCUGGUCCUAAUUCACCGACUUUGGGAAAACAUUCAAGGGAUUCAGAAAUGAAUAAACCAGAAUGUAUGGAGAAAGAGGAGCCAUCGAAACAAAAGAAUGGAUGCUUAUUGAUUCCAAAAACUUUAAGAGUUGAUGAUCCAAGUGAAGCCGCAAAGAGCUCAAUAUGGGCAACACUUGGGAUUAAAAAUGAAUCCAUCACUGGAGGAGGGUUGUUCAAGGGCUUGCAACCAAAGAGUGAUGAAAAAAGUCACAUGGCUGAAACCUCCCCAGUAUUGCAGGCAAACCCUGCAGCCUUGUCUAGAUCACUAAACUUCCAUGAAAGUUCAUGAAGACAAGGCUUUACUUGUGUUAGCAUUCGUUUACACCAGAAGAGCAAGGUGAAUUCAACUCAUUAGAGGGACUUCGAAUCUCUUACUGUUAUCCUUUAUGGAUCAAUUUGAUUCACUAGCCUCAUCAUUCAUUGCAUACAAGCUAAUUGACAACAACACAAAAGAGCAGAGAGGGAUAUAACUUUCUGGUUUUCACUAGGAUAGAGGGAAGCUCAAGGGGGAACUCAUAGUAUAGUAACAAUAUGCACAGGUGCCUUUACAUUUGCUGAGCUUGUGUUUAUGUACAUAUCUUUUUUCAUAUAUGUGAAAUAAAUUAACAGAGUUGCAGAAAAAUCUUUCUGUACAGACCAUAA